Molecule: messenger RNA, 1146 nt
Organism: Labeo rohita (rohu)
Lineage: Eukaryota; Metazoa; Chordata; Actinopteri; Cypriniformes; Cyprinidae
Gene: arl9
Product: ADP-ribosylation factor-like 9
Exons: 4
Coding region: 1-729 (242 amino acids)
Molecular function (GO): GTPase activity; GTP binding
Source: RefSeq, a predicted model, not a curated record
AUGCCCGGUGCGCGUGAGAUCGGGUUGGUGGGUGCCGCGCUCGCGCUCACGGGAGGAGUCGCGUGCGCGGUGUGCUAUUUGAUGAGUAAAACACAAGAACCCAAGAAAAAAGUGAAAGACGAGCUGAAUGCGGACGGGAGCGGGAAAGAGCAUGUGCAUAAAGCGAACAAGACCGAAACUGCACUAAAAACGCCCUUAAUAUCAGAGCCCAGGACAGCACGUACUCAGGUGCUGGUUUUAGGUCUGGACGGGGCAGGAAAGACCAGUUUAUUGCACUGUUUUGCCACGGGCAGCCUGGAACAAGAUGUAAGUCCCACCCAAGGGUUCAACGCCGUCUCCAUCAACAAAGAAGAUCUUCAGAUCGAGUUCUUAGAGAUUGGAGGUACGGAGAAGCUGCGUGAUUACUGGCGGAUGUAUCUGUCUAAAGCGCGUGUGUUGGUGUUUGUUGUGGACUCGUCUGACCCUGAGCGUUUCCCUCUGGCUAAACGUCUCCUGCACCAGCUUCUGUCGGCCGACCCCUGCCUGCCUCUAGUGCUGCUCGCCAACAAGCAGGACGUCUCCGGGGCCCGUGGGAUCACUGAUCUUUACGAGGCGCUGGAUUUGGGUAACGUUGGCGACGGGCACCGACUCAGUGUGAUUGGCACUCAGGUGAAGAAAGGAAAGUCUGAGGCCAACGCCGGUGUGCAAGACGCUCGUGACCUCAUCAUAGAGAUGAUGUCAGACGAAUGACCACCAACUGUGCGUCUUAAAAUGAUUUAGGGCUAUACGGUCACCAAAGAGUCUUUAAACCAAACUACAACAAAACAGCCUGUUUUUGUAGAAGAGAGACUAGUUGAAAUAGUUUUAACGACACUAAAACAUUGAUUAAAUUGAGAAUGAAAACAGAGCAUUUUGAUGCCAAAGAUAAUCAUGUUUUUCAGUGUAUUGCUGCUUGUGUAUUAUGGGAUGUUUGAUUAUGAGUUGGAAGCCUGUGUGUUUGUGCUAGAUGAUGAGAUGCUUUAAUUGGUUUAUAAUGUAACUUGCUGACAUGUCAGUAAGAAUAGUCUAUAAUGGAAAAGUAUGUAUGUUAAUUUUGUAACUUCUAAAAUCAAGUAAAGAUUUGAUCAAGUUGGUGAUGGUCUUUUGAUAACCAUUAAAUAUUAAUUA